Molecule: messenger RNA, 420 nt
Organism: Dendrobium catenatum
Lineage: Eukaryota; Viridiplantae; Streptophyta; Magnoliopsida; Asparagales; Orchidaceae
Exons: 1
Coding region: 1-420 (139 amino acids)
Biological process (GO): mRNA processing
Source: RefSeq, a predicted model, not a curated record
AUGGCGUCGCUUCUCCCCAAGCUCCUCCGAAAGUGCCAACCUUCUUCACUUCAAACCCUAUCCUUCUUGAGCAAGUCGCAGCCACGCACAACCGUUCUUAGAACUCCAAUCCUUUCAUUAAACCCUGAUCUCUUCCUUGAACCAACUGCCGGUCCCAUUUCUUGUUUUUUUGACAAUGAUGCAGCUGAAACAGCCCCUUUUCGGUUCUACCCGUCGUUUCCACAUUUCUCUAAUCUAGAGCCGUUUUCUCUAUGUGGGAAUAUUCAAUCUGAAAAAAAGAAAUCUGAUGCUGAGUCAGAUUACGCCAGCGAAAGCGAUUACCGAACGGUGUGGGCUGACAGUGUUAAAAAGAAGAGGAAGAGGAAGAUGAACAAGCACAAGUACAGGAAGCUGAAGAAACGCCUCCGCCGCCAGACUUAG